Messenger RNA from Tricharina praecox, 672 nucleotides. RefSeq lists its product as uncharacterized. Bases 1 to 672 code for a protein of 223 amino acids. The record is from RefSeq and is a predicted model, not a curated record. NCBI's taxonomy places the organism in Eukaryota, Fungi, Ascomycota, Pezizomycetes, Pezizales, Pyronemataceae. The transcript has 3 exons.
AUGUCCUGCAUCCGCUUUUGGCAGUCGGGUUGCAGUAAGGCGCGGGUUCAGCGAAAGAUGCUGUUUCCUCCAUCCAGAGAACCGUCUUGCAUGCCUAGAACGUCUUCUGCUGAGCCAUAUAUGCCCAACACCCUCCCUCUCCAUCUCCCCGUCGGCUUCGGCGGCGGCAGCAACAGCGCUGGCUUCUUCCUCCUCAGGGUUGUCACCCUCCACGUCCACCUCCAUCUCCAUCUCCACCCUCUCGCCCCCGCCACCGCCGCCGGCAGCAGCGUCGGUGGCGGUGAUUGGGGUUUCUACCCCAUUCGCAUGCUCAGGGUCGUAACCCUCCACCCCCACCUCCUCGCCGCCAGGCCGCCAGCCGCGGCGGCCGCAGGCGCCGGCAGCAGCGCUGGGUUUGCAUGUGGCUUAGGCUUCGGCGUCAGGUUCGUCCUCGAUCUCGCUCUCGUAACGGACAGCAAGUCCAUCCUCGAUUUCGCUCUCGUAACAGACAGCAAGUCCAUCCUCGAUUUCGCUCUCGUAACAGACAGCAAGUCCAUCCUCGAUCUCGCUCUCGUAACGGACAGCAAGUUCAUCCUCGAUUUCGCUCUCGUAACGGACAUCAAGUCCGCUCGGGAAGCCAGGGUUGUCAAGCCUGGAAUCCGGAGUUGUCGAGGAAUUUCUGUUGUUCGGUGA